Molecule: messenger RNA, 3823 nt
Organism: Scomber scombrus (Atlantic mackerel)
Lineage: Eukaryota; Metazoa; Chordata; Actinopteri; Scombriformes; Scombridae
Gene: aldh16a1
Product: aldehyde dehydrogenase 16 family, member A1
Exons: 17
Coding region: 197-2581 (794 amino acids)
Molecular function (GO): oxidoreductase activity, acting on the aldehyde or oxo group of donors, NAD or NADP as acceptor
Source: RefSeq, a predicted model, not a curated record
GAGAAGUGACGAGCUAGCACGUUGCAUUUGACGUGUUGUGAGACUUCAGUCACCUUCCUGCGUGCCUGUUCCCUUUUCCUUUCUUCCAGUUGGCGUCUUUACAACCCUUAAAGCAACAACCUUCGCCCCUGAACGCUACCCAGAAACGAACAUACAGGGCCUAGGAGUCUCGUUUCCUCUUUGACUUGUAACUAUAAUGGCUGGUAGCACCGCCAAGACAGUGCACGACAUCUUUGUUAACAUGGAGUACGGACCAGCAGCAACUUCUAGCGCUGCCACUGCACAGGCCUGGCUGGAUCACCAUUCCCGUUCUCUGGGUCUGUUCAUCGAUGGAAAGUUUGUCCGUCCGGCAGACAGACAGAGUCGCUCCCUGGUGGACUCUAAAGGUGGUAAUCUGUGCAGCACAGUGUGUGCUGUGGAGGAUGAUAUUUCCCAAUGUGCCUCCUCCGCUGUCAACGGCUUCAAGGCCUGGAGUAGCCUGACCUGCUACCAGAGGGCCAAAGUGCUGCUCAGGUUGGUGAGCGUUCUCGGGCAGCACGCUCAGUGCCUGUCGGAGUUGUGUGAUCUGUGCGAGGCCUCCUGCUCGUCCUCCACCCUCGUCAGACUGUUGCAGUUCUACAGCGGCUGGGCUCAGCUCCGAGACACUCUCAUCACUAACUGGACGCCGCUGGGUGUGGUGGCAGUAGUCGUCUCUGAUGACUGCUCGCUUUAUUCCCUCAUGCUCAAAGUCCUGCCUGCACUGGCCAUGGGUAACUCUGUCAUCGUGGUCCCUGGUCGUAGCACCUCCCCUCCAGCGCUCCUGUUGGGGCAGCUUUUUAUGUCAGCAGGCUUUCCUGCUGGUGCUUUUAACGUUGUGACUGGAUGUGACAUGACGCUGGGUGCCAAAGUGGCCAAGAACGCCAGCAUCAGCUACGUCACCUACAGUGGCAACAAGCAGGAUGGAGUGACGCUGUGUAAGGCAACAGCAGGGAUGGGCGUUCCAGUCUCUGUCUCCCCGUGCAUCGGCGCCACAUGCCCCUUCAUCAUCUUUGAAUCAGCUGACAUCGACAGCGCCGUGGAUGGAGUGAUUGACACUGCUUUCAAGAAGAAGAAAGAGGUACACUGGUUGCUGUGCGUGCAGGAGAACGUGUUGGACAGCGUUGUGGCCCGGCUCAGGCUGCGCAUGGCGGGGAUGAAGUGUGUCGCUCUGCCCAGCGAUGGAGACAGAGCCCUGGUGGAGGCUGCAGUACAGGAGGCUCAGCAGCAGGGGGCAACGUUGGUUCAGUCCUGUGCUGCCCCACCUUCAGGCACUCAGUAUCCUCCCACAGUCCUCUGUGGAGCGGCCCCCUCCUCUUCAUGUGUGGUCAAUCCCUCUGCCGGACCACUGCUGCCCCUCUUGACCUUCAGAAGCAACACAGAGGCAGUGGCUCUGGGGAACCACAGUCCUCAUGGACAGGCAGCCUCCAUCUGGACUGAAGACCUCACCUUGGCUCUAGAGACAGCUAAGAAUCUGUCAGUUGGCUCAGUGUGGGUGAAUUCUCACUCUGUGUGUGACCCCUGUCUGCCCGUCUCUGGUCACAAAGACAGCGGCACCUGCACCGACGGAGGACAGGAGGGUUUGUACCAGUUUCUGCGCCCAUCCUCUUCUUCCUCUCCUCCUCUUCCUCGCUCUUCGCCUGUCUCUAUGGACUACACAAAGUUUGGAACAGCAGCAUCUCCAGCUAUUAUUCCUGACGAUUCAGACUCUGCCAGUGCCCCUAAGCCCUACCUGCAGUUUGUGGGUGGUAAGGCAUGUAAAGCGGUGUCUGGCUGCAGUGUGGCAGUGCAGUCAUCAGGGGCCAGCAGCGUGUUAGCCUACUGUCCAGAUGGAGGCCGCAAAGAUGUCCGUAAUGCUGUGGAGGCUGCUAUCAAAGUCCAGCCUGGCUGGAUGAAAAAGAGUCCAUCUGCACGCGCUCAGUCCCUCUAUUCUCUAGCUAAAGGCCUGGAGGCAAAAAAGCGAGACCUCGCUGCGUCAAUCAAUGUCCAGACUGGUCUCUCAUUGAAAGAUGCUGACAGGGAGGUGGAGCUCAGCAUUGCCAGGCUCAGUGAUUUGGCGGCGUACUGUGACAAAAUCCAGGGAGGAACUCUGCCCAUGCUGCAGUCUGGCUCUGCUCUCUCCAUCCCCGAAGCCCUGGGAGUGGUGGGAGUGGUCCUCCCCGACAAGAAUCCCCUCCUCUCCAUGGUAACACUACUCGGAGCAGCCAUCGCCGGUGGCAACGCUGUCAUCAUGGUGCCCAGUCAGAAGCAUCCACUACCAACCUUGGCGUUCGUGCAGGUGCUCCAGUUUUCAGACCUGCCAGCAGGUUUGGUGAACAUCGUUACAGGAAGCAGAGACCAGCUGACUAUGGCUUUAGCUACUCACAGCGUCAUCAAGGCCAUCUGGUACUGGGGCAGCAGUGAGGGCUGUCAGUACCUGCAGUACACCUGCACCAGCCCUCUGAAAACCCUGCGUCUGUUCUGCCAAAAGGACAACAUGGGGAAAGACUGGACUCAUCCAUCACUCCUGGAAGAGAUGUGGAGAAACGCAGUCCAGUGGAAGAGCGUGUGGAUUCCUACAGCAUAAGAAGAGACAAACAAAGAGAGAGGGGAAGGGAGGAGGGAGGACAAAGAGUCUUAACUGCGACAUGUAGGAUCAAAAAUUAACGUGACCACAAUCACAAACAGCCAAACAAAAAAAAUCAGCGCAUGUAACUACUGCCGCACUAAUCCUACAGAGGAUUUUUGUGGAUGACUGACAGACCAUGUGAUAUAUUUCAGCAGUAUUUUUUGAUCAGAAUUUAAUCAUCCGUUUAAGCUGAAGCCUCAGACAUUUGUGACACCAAGCAGCUAUGAGAUAACAGGGCUUUUGGCAUCUUACAUUUCCAAAAUAAGAGACAAAUAUAAGUAUGAAGUUAACACAAUAAUAUAUUAAUGAAUUAACAUAAAGAAGUGGAGGCCACAGGUCAGAUUAGAUCAGAGAUUAAAUGUAUUAACAGAUUUAUUUUGUGGGGUUAUGGCAGGACACCAACAGACUCAGUCUGGGUUAAAUUUUGGAAUAAACAAACAACCCAUAAAGCACUUAAAACAGAUGUGAAAGAAUUUUACUAAAACUUAAACAUGGAGUACUUACUUUGUUUAAGUUCAUAUGUGAGCAGCAUUGCUAAUGUAUUAAUUGUUAACGUGGUAUGAAAAUGUGUGAAGUAAAAAGGUGAACAUUUAUUCCUUUAUUUUACUCAAUGAAGUGGAAGAUUCUUAAUAAUGAUGUGAUCUGCAAUCGAAAUCAAAACAGUUGACUUUGUACCUCUUAACUUCUGCAAUUCUGCUUCUUUUUAUGCUGAGUCAUUACACAUGUUGCUUUUGUUGCAAGAAUCUUAACUUUAAGUUCAGUUAACUGACUCCUGCUUCAUAAAGUAUUCACUAGUAAUACUGUAGAUAUUUGGUAACCAUGACAUCAUCUAUCAAUGUUUGAUUCAAAUAUUUCAGUUGUAGUUCUAACAAGAAAUAGAUUUUUCACUACGAAUGGAUCCUUUUUUUACAACUUGACACCUCAACUGCCUUACAGUUCUGUCAAAAAACCAAUCAAUCCUGUGUCAACUCAAUCCAAUUAUGUAAAGGUACUGUACAUCUUUAUUAUUGUACUAUUAGACUAGUUAGCUACAUCACAGAAGUACACUUAUUCAUCUGUGGUGAGAACAUUCCCAUUUGUUUACCAAGUCCACGUUCACGCUGUGAAAUGUGUUUUUGAAAUGUGUGUUUCCAGAGAACGACACUGUAGGUUUCACUGUCUAAAAGCCAUAAUUAAAAAAAAGAUACAUUUAUGAAUUUA